UUUUCUUGCUUCCUUCUUUUUUCUUUUAGUGUAUCUCUGGGAAUCACUUCUUUUUGUAUGACGACCAGUGCCAUUUAUAGGCCGUUCACGCAAAAGACAAAUAAAUUAUAUAUCCAUCACCUUUUAACGUUUUUUUUCCACUUUUCUCCCUUCUUUCCUUUUCGAUUCCCACGAAAAACCGAUACUGAUUUCUCCAUUCUUUUUCAACCUCUCCCAACUUCGAUACAACAUCAUCGAUAACUAAGCAACAUAUCAACAGCAACAGAAUAACAACAACAUAUGGCAACACACGCGACAGACUAUCAGGAUGGUCGCAUGCCGCUUGCCACCACUGCUGCUGACGACACUCAGUACCUCGACCGCAGCACCCAGGGCAGCAAUCGCAGCGUCGACGAAGGCAUCAUGGAAGAAUACUCGGAGAAGCCGCCACCACCACCACGACGACGAUUCUACAAGCAAAAGAAAUACUGGAUCAUCUGCUCCAUUAUCACCGUUAUCAUCGUCGUAGUAGUUGUCCUGCUGAUCGUCUUUGUAUUCUUCCCAAUGAUUGCUCAGUCGAUCAUGAACAAGGCUGGCAUAGAAGUCCCAGAAGCAGAAAUUUCUUUCACGCCAGACGACAACCUAGCACGCCGCCAGGAACAGACGUAUGACAUGAACAGCACAUUCUAUAUGAAGAUGACCAGCAAACUGUCGCACACCGGCCCGUUCUCAGCGGACAUCUCAUUCCACAACCCUAUGAAUGUUUACUACAACGAUACCCUGCUGGGCACAAUCACCUUACCUGACACACACGUCUCCGGCGGCAGUGGUACGCUCGAGGCAACUACUCCGUUCUUGAUCGAAGAUACGGACUACUUUUCCCUAUUCGCCAAGGAGAUGCUUGCAAAAGAAACGUUCAUCUGGCGAAUGAAAGGCAAACUCGAUAUCACCGCAUUAAGCAGAACUGCAACUGUAGACCUGGAUAAAGAAAUUUAUCUCCAAGGUAUGAAUGGCUUCCCUGAAGUCAAGAUCACUUCGUUCGAGCUUCCCGGCGAUGCACCUGAAGGCGGUAUCCAGGUCUCUCUAGGCACACAAUUGAACAGUCCAUCACCUAUUGGUGUCCAGCUGGGUACGAUUGCCUUGCAGAUUGGUUACGACGGUGUCAAUCUCGGUCAAGUCACCACCGAAGGUGUUACUUUGAAGCAAGGCCCGAACGAUUUGGUGCUUAGCGGUGUCCUCCAGCCACAAACCGAGGCCGCCGACUUGGAGAAGGUUGGCGUUUUGUUCUCCAACUACAUCGCCGGUAUAAUGUCGCAAACCACUGCCACUGGCGUCUCUGCUGCUCCCGAUGGCACGAACGCGAUCGGUUGGCUCUCUGAAGGUUUCCAGUCCGUCCAGCUCAACGUUGAUUUGGGUGUCGAGCAACCGCUGAGCAUCAUCAAAGGCGUUAGCAUGGGCUACCUCGAUCUGGAAUUUAACUCAAACGCACCCUAUGCACCUGUCACCUCUGCACCAGCCGUCGUUGCCGACUUUUCGAUUCCAUUUGGCUUCUCGUUGAGCAUCACUGAAGUCUCGCAAGAGCUCAAGAUGGGUACCAACGACACUGGCGACUUUGCGACCCUCUCGGUUCCAUAUGUCCCUUCACAAAGCGACCAAGAUGCUGGCAAGCUGCAGUUCGCAAUGAACAACGUCACUAUUCAAGGCAUCUCGGGCAAGGAACAGCAGUUCAAUGACUUCACAUACCAGUUGACUGCGUCGGACCUUUAUUCUUUCCAGGUUGGCGGUAAUGCCAGCACCAAGACGUCGACUCCUAUUGGCAACAUUACCUUGUCGGGCAUUUCCUUCGAGGUUCCCACUGCUCUCCGCGGCUUGCAGUUCCUCAACGCCACAGCAACCACCAUCAAUGGUGUCGAUGUCACUGGCGGUACACCCGAGAAUUUGUUGUUGUCCAUCAAUGUUUCCAUGAACAACCCAUCCGACUUUAGCAUUGCUACUGGCGAUGUCAACUUUGCUUUCUUGGCCAGCAGCGAACAGCUCGGCAACGUCCAGCUCAGCAACUUGAAGUUGAACCGUGGUGCGAACGACGUCACUGCCAGCUCGACCUUUGAUCCCAAGAGUUCGAACGUUGGCCAAAACCUAUUGAGCACCUUUGUCAUGGGACAGAACAAUGACGUUGCCAUUUCCGGUUUCGACGGCUCAACCCCGAUCGAUUCGCUUGCCGGUGCCUUGGGUGCAAUUACCAUCACCACCAGUUUGCCUGGUUUAACUUCCAAGUUGGUGCAAGGCUCCAAGUUGACUGUCAACGAGGAUUCGCCCACGACUGGUAUCGUCGGUGUCCAAGUAUCUCUCGCCAACCCCUUCACGGCUGGAUUGACCAUCACCAAGGUUCUCUCGUCCGUUACAUACAAGGGCAUGCCCGUCGGUAACAUCAAUCAGGACAUCAGCGGCCAGCCUUUCGUCGUGGGAGGCCAUACCACAGCCGAGUCCAACCCGCUUCAGAUGACCAUGAAUAUUGAGCCUGCUGCUGUCGCCUUGUUGCUCCGCACCUUGGCUGUUGAUGCCAGCAUGGAUACUCGCGCACUGGAUGCUAUGCUGGGCAUGGGCGGUUUUUCGAUUGCUGGUCAAGAGGAUGUUUCUCCCAACUCGAACUUGUUCCAAGGCUUCAACAUUUCACAAUUUGUCAUGGAUGCUAUGCAGGUUCUCAAGGCCGAUCUCCAGCUGUCGUCGACAUUGACCAUCGGUGAAUACGAGAAUGACUUGGCUUUCUCGCAAGACGGCGUUAGCGUCCAAACAGGUCCUGAUGUCACUCUUUUGAUCCCGAUCGUUGGUCAACCUAUCGUGCAGCAAAUCGUCGACGGUGCCGACCUUGCUUUCGAGACCAUCAUCCUGUCGUCGCCCACUGAUUCAAGCUUUAAGGUCCAGAUGGUGGGUAGUAUCAGCAAUGCUGGCCCAAUGGAUGCUGAGAUUGCCUUCCCUGAACCGCUCGUUGUCUACUGGCAAGGCGCGGAACUUGGCAAGGUCAACAUGCCCACGAUUCAAUCCAAGGCAGAUGUUGGUGCAUCGUUUGACGUCUCUGGUGAUUUCACCGUGUCAAAUCAAGACACUAUGGGUAGCUUUGCCAGCUUCAUGAUCAACAACGCUGAUUUCCAAUGGAACAUUCAAGCUGGCGCUGUCGCAGUUACUGCUCUUGGCUUCCAAUUUACUGGUAUCACCAUGGACAAAUAUGUGACACUGCUUGGCGCCAACGGCUUCAAGGAUGCUGUAGUUAUCAAUUCGUUCGACUUGCCCUCAAACGAUCCCGCCGGUGGUAUCACACUGAAUGCCGAUACUUCGAUCAGCAACCCAAGUCAAGUCGGUUUCAGCUUGUCGAGUGCCAGCUUCAAUGCCAUCUACAAGGAUAUCCUUCUUGGUCCAUUGGCUUCAGAUGGUGCAGCCAACUUUGCUCCCAAGGCUACUUCCAACAUCAAGAUGAAGGGUCGCCUGAUUCCUCAAGAUACACAAGAGGGCUUGGAUGCCGUCACCGAGGUGUUCAAGAACUACCUUGCCGCCAAGGAUACUUUAAUUGAUGUUACCGGUGUUUCCGGUUCUGGUCCAAACGGCGAAGUCGGGUGGCUGACCGCUGGUUUCAAGACGAUCAAGAUCGAGGAUGUGAUCAUGCCUGGUCCUGACACGGCCCCCGAGUUGAUUCCAAGCAUCACCAUGAGAAACAUGCAGAUGGACUUCACCAAGGGCGCUUAUGCACCCAUUGCUGGUUCCACCCAGGUCGAAGCUCAGCUCAAGAAUCCAUUCGGUUUCCCUCUCGGUGUCACCCAACUCAACAUGGAUGUCAUUGCUGGUUAUGAAGGCACUGGCAUUGCCGAGCUCGCGAUUCCCGAUGAAGAGGCUUCGACAAGCGAAUCCGGGUUGGUCACGACGCAAUUCUCAAAUGUUCCAUUCGCUGUCUAUGACGAUCAGCACAGCCUGUUCGACGCUUUCGUCAUGCUAUUGACUUCGCAAUCCAACGUCACAUUUGAAUUGUCGGGUAGCAGCAACGCUGUUACGUCCACCGCCAUUGGUAGCCUCAAGCUUGAAAACAUCAACUUUGACGUCGAUACAAGCUUGGCCGGCUUCAACAAUUUCAACGGCAAGGCCGACAUUUUGAGCUUGGCAGUUACCGGUGCCACCAGUGAAUACAUCAUUGUUUCUUUGACCAUUUCUAUGAGCAACCCGUCGCAGAUUACUAUCACCCUCGGCAACAUGAAGCUCAAUGUCUUUAUGAACGAGUUCGAUGCCCAAGUUGGUGAUGUCUCUCUCAAGGACGUUACGAUCAAACCUGGCAACAACACCUUGGAGGCCGAGAUGCACAUGUUCAGCACCAACUUACAGGCACUCAGCCAGCUUUUGAGCAACUACAUGACUGCUGCUACUGUACCAUUGACCGUCAGAGGCUUUGACGGUUCAACCGAUAUUGAAUCGCUCAAGGAUGGCUUGUCCACUGUCAACCUUGCGACUAGCAUGACCGGUAUCACCGACAAGCUUGUUGUCGACGCCGUUGUCAACGCCGGUUUGGAAGCGGUUCUCGAACAAAAGGCUGAGACUCAAGUCACUUUGUACAACCCAUUGGAUACGCCUUUCACCUUACUCAAGGUUGUUGCUGAUAUUCACACUGAAAAUAACGACGAGUACUUCCAAGUUGGCAAAAUCGAUUACGUUUUGGAAUCGCCAAUGACCGUUGGCGCCAAGGAAUCAGCUCAAUCGCCUAACUGGCCUGUUACUGUCAUGGCUGAUCUUUUGCAACUUGUGAACCUUUUGCUCGCUCCUGACGUCAAGAUUGAUAUCGCCCAGAACGUCACCAUCAUGGUGGGCGGAGCCGAUGGUUUCGCCGGCGAGUUGUAUUACUACCAGAACCAGGUGCCGUGCACAAUCAACGCGGAUUUCUUAGGGUUGUCUAGAGGAGCCACAGGAAAUGCUACCGACACCGUCAUGUCACAGCUCCCCGACUCCGUACUCAGUAGUCUUGGUAUCGCGGCUCCUUCGUCUUCUGCUGCCCCUUCAGCCGCUUCAAGCCCUGCUGCCUCAGCCGACGACAGCUCUUCCGAGGAAGCUCAAGCAACGACCGCGCCAGAACCAUCCACAAGCAGCAGUGAUGACAGCAGUAAUGAUAGCACCAACAGUAGCAGCAGCGAUGAUAGCAGCAGCAGUGAUGACUCCUCCUCAUCAAGCGAUGACAGCAGCAGCAGCAGUGAUGACUCUUCGUCAUCAAGCGAUGCUACUACCGCCGAGUCUUCUCCAUCAUCUGAUGACAGCAGCGGCGGUUUAGGUAGUUUGCUGUGGCCUUUCAAGAUAUAAGUUUUUGAUUUGAAUUGAUUUCUCUACCUUUACUACCUUCUUUUCUUUCUUCUUAACCAAGUUUACCGGGCUUUCGAAUGUAAAAGUCAUUCCUUUCC
Zychaea mexicana is the source of this 5405-nucleotide messenger RNA. RefSeq lists its product as uncharacterized. Gene Ontology annotation, cellular component: fungal-type vacuole membrane. The record is from RefSeq and is a predicted model, not a curated record. The coding region runs from base 280 to 5307 and encodes 1675 amino acids. The transcript has 5 exons. Lineage: Eukaryota; Fungi; Mucoromycota; Mucoromycetes; Mucorales; Lichtheimiaceae.